Phyllostomus hastatus (greater spear-nosed bat) is the source of this 5167-nucleotide messenger RNA. It is a transcript of the gene PRKAR2A, whose product is annotated as protein kinase cAMP-dependent type II regulatory subunit alpha. Gene Ontology annotation, cellular component: cAMP-dependent protein kinase complex. The transcript has 11 exons. Lineage: Eukaryota; Metazoa; Chordata; Mammalia; Chiroptera; Phyllostomidae. The record is from RefSeq and is a predicted model, not a curated record. Gene Ontology annotation, molecular function: cAMP-dependent protein kinase regulator activity. Gene Ontology annotation, biological process: regulation of protein phosphorylation. Bases 301 to 1503 code for a protein of 400 amino acids.
CGUCACAACCCCGGCUCCUGCCCCGCCCGUCCCGCCUGCCCGCUGGUCGGUCGCGCGGCGGCGGCGGCUGCCCGGUGACAGCAGCGGCGGCACCAGGCUGGCAGUACGAGCGGCGUAGGGUCCUGCGGCCCAGAAACGCGUAGCCGGCCAAAGGGUGGCACGGCCGGGGGCGAGGAAGGCCCGACCGUGGUCGAGCGUGAGGAGACCUCGCGGGCCGCGGGCGUGAGGCCGGCGUGAGGGAGCGCGGAGGCAGUGGCCGCCGGCGGCCGGGACCCGCCUGCCCUCGCGGCCGCAGCCGGCAUGAGCCACAUCCGGAUCCCGCCGGGGCUCACGGAGCUGCUGCAGGGCUACACCGUGCAGGUGCUACGGCAACGGCCGUCCGACCUCAUCGACUUCGCGGUGGACUACUUCACCCGCCUGCGCGAGGCCCGCGCCCUAGCCUCCAGCCCGCCCGCCACCCCUCCUUCCUUCUCCCAGGACCUAGAGCUCGGCCCUGGCCUGGCGGUCACGAAACCGGAGAGUGAGACGGACGAGGACGAGGACUUGGACGUUCCAAUUCCUAGUAGAUAUGACCGGAGAGUAUCAGUUUGUGCUGAGGCCUAUAACCCUGAUGAGGAAGAGGAAGAUACUGAUCCAAGGGUGAUUCACCCUAAAACUGAUGAACAGAGAUGCAGACUUCAGGAAGCUUGCAAAGAUAUUCUCCUUUUCAAAAACCUUGAUCAGGAACAGCUUUCUCAAGUCCUCGAUGCCAUGUUUGAAAGGGCAGUCAAGGUGGAUGAGCAUGUUAUUGACCAAGGAGAUGAUGGAGACAACUUUUAUGUCAUAGAACGGGGAACUUACGAUAUUUUAGUAACAAAAGAUAAUCAGACUCGCUCUGUUGGUCAGUAUGACAACCGUGGAAGUUUUGGAGAGCUCGCUCUGAUGUACAACACCCCGAGAGCUGCUACCAUCAUUGCCACUUCGGAAGGCUCUCUCUGGGGACUGGACCGUGUGACUUUUAGAAGAAUCAUAGUGAAAAACAAUGCAAAAAAGCGGAAGAUGUUUGAAACAUUUAUUGAAUCUGUGCCCCUUCUUAAAUCACUAGAGGUGUCAGAACGAAUGAAGAUCGUGGAUGUGAUAGGAGAGAAGAUCUAUAAGGAUGGAGAUCGCAUAAUCACUCAGGGCGAAAAAGCUGAUAGCUUUUACAUUAUAGAGUCCGGUGAAGUGAAGAUCUUGAUUAAAAGCAAGACUACAACAAACAAGGAUGGUGGGAACCAGGAGGUCGAGAUUGCCCGCUGCCAUAAGGGGCAAUACUUUGGAGAGCUCGCACUGGUGACCAACAAACCCAGAGCUGCUUCGGCUUAUGCUGUGGGAGAUGUCAAAUGCUUAGUGAUGGACGUACAGGCCUUUGAGAGGCUGCUGGGGCCCUGCAUGGACAUCAUGAAGAGGAACAUCUCACACUACCAGGAGCAGCUGGUGAAGCUGUUCGGCUCCAGCAUGGAUCUGAUGGACCCCGGGCUUUAGGUGCGCCACGCCUCGGCGUCUUCUCAGUGUGACACCAGAACCUUCCGGUCAGCCACAGAACACACGCAGAACGCAGACACGACAGGACCUUUCCUUCCGUUGCCACCACAGCUGCCAUUGCUGUGGCCAUGGGCAUUUAGAAAACUUGAAAGUCAGCACUAAAAGAUGGGUAGAGGUUCAACCUGCACCUCCACUUUGCUUCUGAAAGCCCAUUAUUAGACUGCUUGUAAUGAUUGUUCCAACCCAGUUCCACAUCUUUGGUUCCAAAUGGCAUGUCUCUCCAACAAUUUAAGUGCCUGAUACUAAGUCCAAAGUGUAAACAUCUUCGUUUCCUCUCUUGCUGCUACUAUUGCUUUUGGAAGUCACCACAGGUCUGCACAAACCUAUUGUGUAACUGUAGAUGCCCUCCCCCAACCUUUCUCAAGGGAGGAAAUGUCGUAGCCUUUGAUCUCCUCGUUUGUUCUUUGAGAAAGUCCACAUUUGUUCACAAUUGUAGCCUUCGGUUUUAUGUUGGAAAGUAGUGGCAAAUAGGAUGAAGGUCUGUGGUCCUGUGGCAUUUUGCUGUCUGCUGAAAGCAGCACACGUGACGGCCGUCUCCAAAUUCUCAGUGAUGCUUAAGGGAUGGCCCUGCUCAGGGCCCAGCAGGGCAGCACCCCAGCGCACGCUGAUGGAGCACUGGGACUCACCUUAGAGCAGAAAGUCUGGGUCUGGUACGUUGUUCCGGUAGCAGAAAGAUGGAAGGUUUUCUGGGUUGGGGUUUUUUUGUUUUUUGUUUUGUUUCAGUAGGUUUUGUUUCAUUUCAUCUCCGUGCAGUUUGCCUGAAUGAGUUGCUGUCCAUUUAUAAGGAGCCAGGGUUUGGGGAUGUCAUCACUUUAUCCGACCCACAGACUUUCCUGGGUAACCCCUGCUGUCCCUUAUGUCCAGGCGCCUCUACCGGCCGAGGGAGCAGGCCGGCCAGAGUUGCACUACAGAGAUAGCCUUGGCUUCCACUCUGGAGUCAUCACACAGCUGUGCUGUUGAGCCAUCAGUUUUUAAACUCUGUGAAGAAGCAGCAGCUAUUUUUGAAGUUCAAAAAAUAUUUCUCUAGGAAUUCCCCUUGGACAUAUUCACGUAUAUCAGUUUGUCAGCUGACUCAGGCAUGAUUCCUAAUGAUUAACUCUUUGUUGGUUUUCAGAAAUUGGCAACAUUUACAAUUUUAUAGAAUUACUGCCAAGGCCUUUCUAAUUCAGAUGUUAGGGUAUUUGGGGUUCCAAUUGUGAAUCCCAGAAGAAAGUAAUUUAGCUUCUGUUUUUAAACUUUUUUAACCUUUUAAUUAUAUCAGCUAGAAUUUUGAUUAUUUUAAUUAACUAGAUGUUUCAGAAUGAAACUUCUUCUUCAGAAUGACUUAAAAUCAGAUGAUACAGGUGAUGCUAAGAGCAGUAUGAAAUUUGCAUAAAUGUUAAUUUGAGUGUUGUAGUUCAGUUUUUAUUAAAUCAAAAGGCCCUUUCCAAUAUGAUUUUUUUAAAACUAAGUUUUUAAAAACUUAGGGAUUAAUAAAUCCCUAAGAUACUGCGUGCUGGGGCUUGAGCCAUCCCUGUGGCGGAUGGUGAUGGGAGCCCGCGUGGCCACCCGCCAGCGCCCGCAUAAGCCCGGCUCUCUGUUUUUGCCGCAGACACUGUGGCCAGGAGACUCCCAGAGCAGUGACUCACCGCGGCCUUGUCAGCCCUCCCCUUUCCUGUGUCCGUGACGUAAAGGCAGGAGGACUCCUCAGACUGGCUGCCCUCCGUGGCCUGCACUGCAGCUCGGAAUCGUGAAAGGUUGAAACCAGUUCUCCGAAACAGGCAGCUAGCACUGGGAAAGUCCAUGUGUUUUCCCCAUGAUUGCUCAAGGUGAUUAUUUUCUGUGGUGGUGUUUCAUUAUCAGGUAAGGAAGCAGAUCUCGCACAUCACCUGACAACCACCACACCCUUUUCUUGCCAACGUAACAGGUGCACACUGGGCUUCAGGGGUGACACGGAAGCCUGGCCCCAGACUGUGUGAGGACUUGAGGACUCGGUCCCCACCGAGCAGAGGUCCCCUGCGCACCUGCGUCCCACCUGUGAGGGCUGGCUGUGCGCUCCAGGCCAGUCGCUCCUGCAGGCUGCCCUCUUGCACAUCCGGGUCAGUCCUCCUCUUCACAGAGUCCCCUGUGACACCCCCGCCUCACCGAUGGCUGGUGUUCUACAGGGUAGAAUUCAUCAGAUUUAAGUUCUCCUGCUCCAAUUACAGACUGAUAUGCGGAUGAUCGGCUUAGCCCCUCACUGCGUACAGGGCCCCUUGGGGGUCUGGCUUUGAAGGAGGGAGGCUUUAAAGGGACCAGUGUGAGUGAAAUAGGACAUAGCCGUUUCCAAGGUGCCAGGUGUCUGACAGUGUUCCGAGUCUGUGUGCAGCGUGGGGAAUCACAGGUGGUGGGCAACCACAGGUGGUGGGCACGUCCAACUCAGCGCCGUGGUGUCCACGUUGUGCCAGGCAAGCCCUGCACUGAUGGUUGCACCUCACGGGGUGGAGCUUGUGUUGGAAAGCGACCCCUUCGGUCACUGACUUGGAUGGUGGAGAAUGUUCUAAGAGCUGUGAGGUCCAAGUUGCAGUAUUACCCUUCCUUCUGACCCCAGUGUAUCACAUCCACUCUCUCUGGGUUAUGUUCUCUGAAAGAAGGAUUCAUAUGUUCUGACCUCUUAGUCAGUAGUCAUGUAUAGUUGUUACAGAUUCUCAGAAAUGCAGGCUUAGGUUUUCUUCAAGCAGUUUAAUGAGAGAAUUCGGCAGCAAAGUGGCCAAGAAAUGGUUCUGCAGCCAGGAGAGCUCGUGCUCGUCCUCGUACCGCCCAGUCUCUGCUCACAGUGGCAGGGCAGUCGUGAGUGGCGCUGGCACCCAGCAGCACCCUGGGCACGCGGCAUUUCCAUGUCGUGUCAGGUGUACCGGCCACCCUCUCACGCUUAGAAAAACUGAAAGGGCAUUUUUGCACAGAGAAGAAGAAAAGAGACCCAUGAAUGUCAUCUUUUAUCUUUUGCUUUCAGUUGGCUGAUGUUGGAAUUUGUGUUCUUGACAUGCACUUGUAAACCAAUCUUGCCAAGAUACAAGUCGUUUCGGUUUCUCACUGUAAUUACCUCUUGUCCCUCCUGUCUUGACUGCUGACGUUCCUCAAUGAUUCUAAUGUCUAUUUUAUAGGAAGCGGCCUUCCCGUGGGUUUCCUUUUACACACUGCAGGGCUAUCUUUAUAUUAAAAAAGUUUUUUUUUAAAGAAUAUUGUCACUAACCUCAUGGGGGAUUUGCAGAAAACCAUUUAACCCACCUUGAGCAAAAGGUAGAUUCCUCAUUGUUUUCUUCAGCUCGUUGUAAUAAAAAAUCUAAUUCAGCAUUAUUGUGCUACCUCAAAGGUAAAAAUGUUUUAAGGUCUUGUUUUGGUCCUGAGUUCUCUACAUAGUGUUUGAAAUGUCUUUCAAUUGGAGUUACUUUUAAGUCACUGGGAAGAAUCUUAUUUUAACCUGUUUUACACUUGUGUUGUAAUCUCAGAAGAAUAAGUGAUUAAUCCUUGCUCUGUAGUAUUGAACGUAUAAUGAUGUCAUUGUUUGCCAUAACCAAGGUUGGGUUUUUUUAAAGGAAACUCUAGGGCUUGGCUUCGCUUUUGGUUAAUAAAGGCUGACAAAUCA